This is a messenger RNA of Uncinocarpus reesii 1704, 453 nucleotides long. RefSeq lists its product as uncharacterized. The coding region runs from base 1 to 453 and encodes 150 amino acids. The transcript has 3 exons. The record is from RefSeq and is a predicted model, not a curated record. Lineage: Eukaryota; Fungi; Ascomycota; Eurotiomycetes; Onygenales; Onygenaceae.
AUGGCAUGCUCGUAUCAUCCUUCGAACUACGGGGUCGAUCACUUGCCAGAUUAUCAGAUUCAGAUUCACGUCAGAAGACCUCUUCCCUCAUCCUUCGUCGUCUGGGGAGAAUUAGACAAUCGUCACUCAUCAGCUGGAGUGCGAGCUCCUGUCCAUGCCCUUGCACUCGAAACUACAAAGCCAUCUCCAGCGAUCCUGUCCAAUAUUAACCACUCUGGUCACGGCAGCCUAUCCUCAAGCCGUUUCGGUACCCAACGAAGCCGAUACGGUCCCAACAUCAUUGAGGAGGUCAUGACAUCACUUGAGGCGUCUGGCGUUAGACGUCUAUUAGCGACUCCAGCGGAAAAAGGAAAAGCAUUGGUUUCCCGUUCGCUGGAAAUCUUAAAACUAAUCCUCUCCAGUUUAGGAAGCGAAUUUGGUGAAUGUCGGUCUGACGUGACCAAACUGAUCUAG